AAAGUUGUGUUGACAGGGGUGGUAGGAGCAGGAGUUGUCAGCCAGCUUCACCCGACUUGCAUGGAGUAAUUUACACAUAUCAUCCUACCCAGCGCUUUUGUUACUGCUGUUAAGCGCGUUUCUUGUUGUUUAAGAACCAACUAUGGCAGACGAGCAGUCCUCUCAGUCCUGGUCGAUCGACAGGGAUGACUAUGAACUCAAUGAGGUGAUAGGGAGCGGAGCCACUGCAGUUGUUCAGGCAGCGUACUGCAAGCCGAGAAAGGAGAAGGUGGCCAUCAAACGCAUCAACUUGGAAAAGUGUCAAACUAGCAUGGAUGAACUGCUGAAAGAGAUUCAGGCUAUGAGCCAGUGCCACCAUCCAAACAUUGUGUCUUAUUAUACCUCCUUCGUGGUGAAGGAUGAGCUGUGGCUGGUGAUGAAGCUGCUCAGUGGGGGCUCUGUGCUGGACAUAAUCAAGCACAUCAUCUCACGUGGUGAGCACAAGAAUGGAGUGUUGGACGAGGCCAGCAUAGCUACGAUGCUGAAAGAAGUCUUGGAGGGGCUGGAGUACCUUCACAAAAAUGGGCAGAUUCAUCGGGAUCUAAAAGCUGGAAACAUUCUUCUCGGGGACGAUGGCUCAGUGCAGAUUGCUGACUUUGGUGUGAGUGCCUUUCUAGCCACUGGAGGAGACAUGACGAGGAACAAGGUUCGCAAGACGUUUGUUGGGACCCCGUGCUGGAUGGCCCCAGAGGUCAUGGAGCAGGUCCGUGGCUACGACUUCAAAGCAGACAUUUGGAGUUUUGGGAUAACAGCAAUUGAACUGGCCACCGGGGCAGCGCCGUAUCACAAAUACCCACCAAUGAAGGUGUUGAUGCUGACUUUGCAGAAUGACCCCCCUACUCUGGAGACGGGUGUUACAGACAAGGAAAUGGUGAAGAAGUAUGGCAAGUCAUUCAGGAAAAUGCUGUCUUUGUGUUUACAAAAAGAUCCUGAAAAAAGGCCAUCUGCUGCAGAAUUGCUCAAGCACAAGUUCUUUACAAAAGCCAAGAACAACGAGUUCUUGCACGAGAAGCUCCUAAUGAAAGGUCCCACAAUAUCAGAUCGAUCUAAAAAGGUGCGUCGUGUGCCUGGCUCGAGUGGCCGUCUCCACAAGACGGAAGACGGGGGGUGGGAGUGGAGCGACGACGAGCUGGAUGAGGAGAGCGAGGAGGGAAAAGCUGCUGUGGCAGCUCUGCGG
Messenger RNA from Nematolebias whitei (Rio pearlfish), 1216 nucleotides. Its product is annotated as serine/threonine-protein kinase OSR1. NCBI's taxonomy places the organism in Eukaryota, Metazoa, Chordata, Actinopteri, Cyprinodontiformes, Rivulidae. Gene Ontology annotation, biological process: protein phosphorylation. The record is from RefSeq and is a predicted model, not a curated record. Gene Ontology annotation, molecular function: ATP binding; protein kinase activity.